GUCAGCUCACAAUUGUUUUGUACCUUGUAAAGCCCACCUCACACAUUUUUUACCACGCAAACCUAAGCCUAAAACCUAAAAUCCGUAACCGCCAAGGGAAGCAGUAAGUGUUGCGAGGCAAGAUGGAUCCCAGUGCCACGGAGCCGAGGGACUACCUGCUCGACGAGGAGAUGGACCUGCUGGCCGAACUGGGCGACUGCCACAAGACCAAAUUGGAGGACAUCGAUGUGAUUGCGCGGACGACCGACAAGUGCCAGGCGCUCAGCUACCGGAUGAUCUCGUUCAAGAGCCAGGAGCCGGAUAGGCCGACCAUCGAGCUGGAGGACACCGAUUCAGCGGAGCCGGAGUCCGACCUGAUGCCCUACGGACUCGCCGAGGAGGAGGAGCAGAGCUCCGACGAGGAGACGAAGACGCUGCGCGCCAUCCACGCCCUCGACCAGAUCCUCAAUCGGAUCGAGAUGAUGCAGAGCCAGAUCCGAAGGCGGCAGCAACACGAAGGCAGCUGCGAUGAGCAGUCGGGGGAGGAGCAGAGGGAGGAGCAGGUGGACUGCAGUGGACUGACUCCGAAGCAGGCGGAGAUCAGGUGCGUGCAGAGGGCCCAGCACCACAUGCAGUGCCAGGUGAGCGAGCUGCUCUGCCGCUACGACAAGCUGAGGAGCAUGAUGCGCACCCUGAGCCAGCAGUGGGCUCACCUCAAUUGCCAGAUCGCCGAGAUCCGGGCCCACAAUCUGGUGCACCUGGAGUGGACCCAGGAGUCGGCCAGCGAUUUGAGCAACUGCCAGCAGCGGCAUCGAUCCCUCGCCGCCGUCAAGCUGACCAAGAAGAUGGCCCUGCUGGUGACCAAGACGAACAUGUCCAGCGGAUUCCGUUACAGCCGGCGGUACCUGCGACAGGCGCUCCUCGAGAGGCACAUCAACGACUUCCACUACGAGAUCGCCGAGCUGAAGCUCCUCAGCGACGAGAUCAACGCCCAGAUCGAGCUCCGGCUGGACGGGAUCAGGGAUAAGGCCAUCCAGAUGGGACUUUUCGCCCCGCCCACGCCGCGCUUCUCCACUUUGGUCGCCGAGGCAUCCAAACCCUUCACCGUGCCGAAAACCUUCAUCCAGAAAAACUAGGAAAAGUGAUCUGAAUAAGAGAGUAGAUUAAUAAUAUGAUAAAAGGAAGAAAAACAAUAUAUAGAACAAUAAGGAUAAGAGAGAGGCGUCAGUGGGAAAAGGCAAACAGAAGAACCAAUUUUUGGAAAUCGCGUUAGAAAAUUCGCAAGACGAAGGAUACAACAACUUUUACCAAACAAAAGGAGAAUUUUAUAAAGGGGAACCCCCGAAAUAUCAAGGAAUCUGAGAAUAUAAAUCGCAUUUAGUGAAACCGAAAUAGAACCUUCAGGGUAAAGAGUGGAUAAGUUACUAAAUAUGGAAUUUAGGGAGUAAUAUAGCUUUUUUUCAAUUCAAGCAAAAGGAUAUUGUAGGCUAAUUAUAUAAAAACACACAACCAAAGUAAAAGAUAAUAAUAAAAAAAAAUUACAAGUUUA
This is a messenger RNA of Drosophila ficusphila, 1528 nucleotides long. RefSeq lists its product as uncharacterized. The coding region runs from base 123 to 1115 and encodes 330 amino acids. The record is from RefSeq and is a predicted model, not a curated record. The transcript has a single exon. Lineage: Eukaryota; Metazoa; Arthropoda; Insecta; Diptera; Drosophilidae.